This is a messenger RNA of Eutrema salsugineum, 1817 nucleotides long. Its product is annotated as DEAD-box ATP-dependent RNA helicase 38. The coding region runs from base 150 to 1640 and encodes 496 amino acids. The transcript is spliced from 8 exons. Gene Ontology annotation, cellular component: cytoplasmic stress granule; nucleus. The record is from RefSeq and is a predicted model, not a curated record. Gene Ontology annotation, molecular function: RNA binding; RNA helicase activity; ATP binding. Lineage: Eukaryota; Viridiplantae; Streptophyta; Magnoliopsida; Brassicales; Brassicaceae. Gene Ontology annotation, biological process: poly(A)+ mRNA export from nucleus.
UGUACACUAGCUUGAAAAUAAAGCAGCCGGUAGUGAUAUUUAUUGGGUUUUUUUUCCCUGACAAAUAGAUCAACACGAUUUCUCUUGUUCGUGGUCUUCCUUCUCUCUGAUUUCGCGGAUUCGCAGCCUAGAUUCUAUUACUUUACAGAAUGGCGGAUACUGCAGAGAAAGUCCCCGCCGCUGAGUCAUCUUCAUCCUCCGCGGAAGCAUCGAUCGCCGUAGAGAAGACAGAGCCCACCACGACGGAGAAGAAAAAGUGGGGCGAUGUUGAGGAUGACGAUGAAGAGGAAGCAAACGCAGUUUCGGAGCUCAAUUCUUUGAGUAUUAAGGAGGAAGAGAAACAUGAAUCUGUGCUUGAAGAACCCGAAGAUUCCAACAUCAAAGCGGUUACUUCUGGUGACACACCAUAUACAUCGGCAAGUAGGUUCGAAGAUUUGAACUUAUCGCCUGAGUUGAUGAAAGGCUUGUAUGUAGAGAUGAAGUUCGAGAAGCCGAGCAAGAUCCAAGCAAUCAGUUUGCCUAUGAUUAUGACACCCCCUCACAAGCAUCUGAUUGCUCAGGCGCAUAACGGAUCCGGCAAGACGACCUGUUUCGUUCUUGGAAUGCUUAGUCGUGUUGACCCAAAUCUGAGAGAGCCUCAAGCCCUUUGCAUUUGCCCCACCAGAGAAUUAGCAAACCAGAAUGUGGAAGUUCUUCAGAAGAUGGGGAAGUUUACUGGGAUCGCUGUUGAAGUUGCUGUCCCAGAGAGGACUAGAGGUGUAUCGAAUAUGAGACGAGAUGCCGUUUCUGCCCAAGUUGUGAUUGGCACACCUGGGACAAUUAAAAAGUGGAUAGCUUUUAAGAAACUUGGUCUAAAUCAUUUGAAGAUUCUGGUUUUUGAUGAGGCUGACCAGAUGCUUGCUACGGAUGGAUUUAGGGAUGAUUCAUUGAGGAUAAUGAAAGACAUUGAGAGAGUUAAUCCCACUUUUCAGGUUCUUCUGUUCUCGGCAACUUUUAACGAAACUGUCAAAGAUUUUGUCGCGAGGACAGUCAAGGACCCCAACCAACUGUUUGUAAAAAGAGAGGAUCUGGCUUUGGACUCAGUAAAGCAGUAUAAAGUGGUUUGCCCAAAUGAGCAAACCAAGAUUGAAGUCAUCAAGGAUCAGAUCAUGGAGCUUGGGGAUAUUGGCCAGACCAUAAUAUUUGUGAGAACGAAGGUGUCAGCAAACAAAUUGCACAAAGCUCUUGCGGAGAUGGGAUAUGAUGUCACCAGUGUUCAUGGUAGUAUGGAGAAUGAGGACAGAGAUAAGAUAGUGAAAGAAUUCAAAGACUGCCUAACUCAAGUUCUCAUUGCAACCGAUGUCAUUGCAAGAGGUUUUGACCAACAGCGGGUGAAUUUGGUUGUCAAUUAUAAUAUGCCUACUAAACAUGAUUCCGGUGGGGAGCCAGAUUAUGAGGUCUACCUUCACAGAGUUGGAAGAGCUGGCCGUUUUGGCCGUAAAGGAGCUGUGUUCAACCUGCUUCUCGAUGAUAGAAGAGAUAUCGAGGUGAUGGAAAAGAUUGAGAAAUAUUUUGGAGCGCACGUUAAGGAGAUCAAGUCUUGGAACUCAGAGGAAGAGUACAAGAUCGCACUUAAGGAAGCUGGUCUGCUCGAUGAGUAAAAAAAACAAAAAAAACACACCCAAGGAAGACACAAGUUGUUUGAAGAAAACUUUGGCUUUUUGUUUUCUGAGAUUGCCGUUGUAGUUUCUUUUAUCAGAUUGCAGAGAGAUUUCAGACUUUGUAGUUUUCUUUUAUUUAUUUAUUUAUAUCAAGAAAACGCAUAAUUUUGAUUUUCA